AUGGGUUCAAUUGCCCACUUACCCGCCUAUGGUCACAGACUUCUUCCCGUUGUAAUCGACGAGAUUGCACGGGACGAGCCUGAUCGCGUGCUUUUCUACACUCCUCGCAACGGGCAACCCUCGCAAGGUUAUGAUGAAGUCACCACCAAGAUCUUUGCCAACUCUAUCAACCGGCUUUGCGGAUGGCUUGAUUCUCAACUUGGAUCGCCAACGGUAUCUAAAACAAUCGCCUACAUUGGUCAGAACGACCUGAGAUAUUUCAUCAUGAUGAUUGCUUCUACAAAGCUGGGGCACAGACUGUUACUCUCCUCACCACGCAACAGUAUCGAGGGGCACGUAUCACUGAUCAAACAGUCUGGUUGCGAGUUCUGGAUCGCUUCAUCUGGCCUAGAUCACCAUGGAUUCCUCCAAGACCUCCAGAUCCCAAGUGUUGAAGCGCCCGAGUUAUCCCAGCUCCUAGAUCCAGCACUCACCAAACCCUACAUCUACCAGAAAUCCUGGAAUGAAGGAAAGUCGGACGUCCUUGCACUGCUCCACACAUCAGGGUCUACUGGUCUGCCUAAGCUUGUGCCGGUCUAUCUUGAGACUGCUGCGACUGUUGAUGGCUUCCACUUGAUGGAGCCUACGAAGGGAAAGAGGCCAACUGGUGUUGAGUGGACUGGCACGAGACAGUUGUGUGCCAUGCCUCUCUUCCACGUUGCUGGAAUCUGUCUCGGUCUGUACUCAGCCGUCUUCUUCAACUGGACCGUUGUUCUCCCGUCUGUAGGACCAAUCAUGCAGCAUGUCAUCGAAGAUGCGCUUGACCAUAUCUCACUCGACUCAGCCUUUAUCUCGCCUAGUGUCCUACAGGAUAUCUCCAAGUCUCCACGUGUGCUCGAGAAGCUCUCGAAACUCAAGUUUAUCACGUCAGCUGGAGGACCUAUUCCACAGUCCGUCGGCGACUUAAUUCACCCGCGUGUGCCUAUCAUGCAAACCAUGGGCAUGACGGAGGGCCAGUGGCUUGCAUCCGUUGUCACGCAUCCUGAUGAAUGGGCUUACUAUUACUUCCAUCCACGGACAGGUGUUGAGAUGCGUCCUUACUCCGAAGAUCUGUCUGAGCUUGUGUUUGUCCAGAACCCCAAGCUUUCUGCUACUCAACCUGUCUUCAAGACGUUCCCCGAUCUUGAUAUCUGGGAGACAAAGGACUUGUACUCACGACACCCAAAACAUCCUGAUCUCUGGAAGUAUGAGAUGCGACGUGAUGAUCUGAUCAUCCUCUCCAACGGGGAAAAGUUCAACCCUCUUGCUGCUGAAGGACAGCUCAUCAGCCAUCCAUGGAUUGCUGCCGCUUACCUCACUGGCCGUGGCCGUUUCCAAACAGCUGCCCUACUAUACCCUGACCAAAGCAGCCUCGAGAACUCAGACGACGCCAUCAUUGACAACGUCUGGCCAACAUUUGAGGAGGUUAACAAGGCCCUCCCAGCGUUUGCUCAGAUUCAUCGUGACUUUGUCAAGGUCGUUCGAACUCCAUUUCCUCGUACUCCAAAGGGUACCCUCGCUCGCAAUGAGACAGAGAAAGCAUUCACUGCCGAUAUCAACGCUAUCUACGACAGGUCUACCCAUGGUAAGCCUUCUGUUCACAUCAACGGAACAACGGAAGAUGUUGUCCGUUCCGGUAUUCGACAAGCAAUUGAGACUGUGUCUGGUUUGGUUGACCUCAAGGACGAUGACAAUAUCUUCACCCGAGGUUUUGACUCACUUCAUGUUAUUCGACUAGCCGGACUUCUCAGUUCUGCCUUUGACCAGCCACUUGAAGUCGAAGCGGGUACUAUUUAUACCAACCCAACCAUCUCUCAGCUUGCUCAUUCGGUUUGGUCUCAUCUUGAACACGGGCCGCAGGACAAAGUUCAUCAUAGCGAAGUUACUCGUGAGAUGCUUGCCAAAUACGCUCAGGCUUUCGAACCACCUCGCGAAGCGAAGGAGCAUAUUGUCCUCACAGGUACAACUGGGGAGAUUGGGUCGUAUCUGCUUGACGUUCUUUGUAACAAUGACAAGGUCGCCAAGGUUUGGUGCUUGAACCGCAGCGCCGAUGCCUUCCAACGUCAAGUGGACUCAUCCAAGUCAAAAGGCCUUACGUCAAACUGGCAGAGCAAGGCCAAGUUUGUCCGUUACGACGUGGCCUCGGAGAAUCUGGGUUUGAGUCAAGAUGAUCUCAAGGAGAUCAGGAAUGAAGCCACUGCUAUCAUACAUAACGCUUGGGAGGUCAACUUCAAUCUCCCUCUCGCCUCCUUCGAGCCCCAGUUCGUCGGUCUCAAGAGUCUUGUUGAUAUUUGCCGAGAGACUCGUCACAAGAUCCACUUCUUUUUCGUGUCGUCUAUCAGCGCUGCCAUGAACUGGCCAUAUGACCUCCUAGGCCCGGUACCAGAAGCAAACAUUCCCCGAUUUGAUGCGCCAAUCAAUGGGUAUGGUUCAUCAAAGCUUGUAGCUGAGCAUCUCCUUACCAAGGCCGCUCGAGCUGGUGUAUUGAGUCUCUCUGUUCUACGAGUUGGCCAAGUCGCUGGUCCGGUCAGGACUCUUGGCGAGGGUAGCAUAUGGACUCGACGAGAUUGGGUUCCUGCUAUCAUCGAUGCUUCCGUCUAUCUGAGAGCUCUACCACUAGAUCUUGGCUCUGCAAGCAUUUUGGACUGGAUCCCCAUUGAUCUCCUAACAGAAGUCAUUGGGCAACUCGUGGUUCCCGUGAACCCAGUCGUAGGACAAGAGAAUUACUACAAUCUACUUAACCCCCGGACACCCAGCUGGAUAGACACUUUACCUAGUCUCAAAGCUCAUCUUGAGGCUUCUUUGUCAGAAACGUUUGAGAUUGUUCCUCUACAAGAAUGGAUCAACCGUUUGCGGGGUGCUGAGAAGACUAUCGUGAAGGAAGUCAGUGAAGGAUCAUCUGAGACUGCGAGGGGGGCUCAGAGUGGCCUGAAGUUGUUGGCAUUUUUUGAACUGCUGGCCUCUGGAAAAGAAGGAUCUCGGGGUCUUGAGUGGUCUAAGGGAAACACGUUGGCACAGAGUUCUAUUUUGGCUUGCAUGGAGCCUGUCUCAUCAACUUGGUUUGAAAUUUGGUUGAAGCAAUGGGGAUAUUGA
Messenger RNA from Fusarium subglutinans, 3111 nucleotides. RefSeq names its product Linear gramicidin synthase subunit D. The transcript has 6 exons. The record is from RefSeq and is a predicted model, not a curated record. Bases 1 to 3111 code for a protein of 1036 amino acids. Lineage: Eukaryota; Fungi; Ascomycota; Sordariomycetes; Hypocreales; Nectriaceae.